ACAUUAAGUGCUAUAAUCUCCAUUUGCCUUUGUUCUUUUGAUAAUGUUAUAACAAAUCAGGCAGUUUAAGCAUGUGAUUAAAAAAAAUAUUAUGGUCGUGAUACAUUGUUUUCCACGUAGAACAAUCCCUCCUUAAAAAGUCGCCCUUUAAAGCCUUCCUCUAACCUUGAGUACAAAUGCAAAAAAUCAUCCCCAUCUGAGUUAUCAAUAGGCUGCAUCACCGCUCAUCUUCCCUCAUCAUCUUCCGCACCUUCUCCCUCCCUCCCUGUCUGUCCAUCUCCUCCCUCUGCGCCUUUUUACGCACAAAACAAGUCAGAGCGCGCACACACACGGCUGGCGGAGAAAACAGGAGAGACAAUAGACAAUAGUUUGGGUCACCAUGGUAUUUGGAUUUUUACCGUAGUCAACAUGCGCCCCGGAGUGUGAGGGACAGGUGAACAUCGUGUAAACGCGUCCGUUCGUUCACCGGCCCGAAACUUUCCCCACGUUUUUAAUGUUGCCGACCGAGAUUUCAGGAGGAGUGUGUUUCACCUCAAGCGAUCUUACUGAGGGAAGGAGAGAAGGGAUGAAAACAGAGGAGACCCAGCAGUCCUGUCUGCAGCAGCCUCCAUCCUCAACGCCUUUUGGUCCGGAGUACAGGGGAGGGGGAGAGGUGUGUGCAGGCUGCGAGUCUCCCAUCGCCGACCGCUUCCUGCUGCGCGUGAACGAGCGCUCCUGGCACGAGACCUGCGUCAAGUGCGCAGUGUGUUUAAGCGCGCUCACUGGGACCUGUUACUGCAGGGACCGCCUGCUGUAUUGCAAGCAUGACUAUGAAAAGCUGUUUGUAAGGAAGUGCAGCGCCUGCCUGCAGGUGAUUGGACGUUCAGAGCUGAUAAUGCGCGUGCUAGGCCAGGUGUACCACCUGGGCUGCUUCAGCUGUUGUGAGUGUGAACGCCGGCUGCAGAGAGGUGAUGAGUUUGUGCUGAAAGAAGGCCAGCUGCUCUGCCGCAUGGACUAUGAGAAGGAGAGGGAAAUGUUGGCUGCUAUCAGUCCAACGCCAACAGAAUCAGUGAAAAGUGAGGAUGAGGACGGCGGAGGGGGCUCCGGUGGGGGGAAAGGUGGUGACGAAGGCAAAGAGCACAAGCGGUCAAAACGACCACGCACCAUCUUGACCACACAGCAGCGCCGCGCUUUCAAGGCCUCCUUUGAAGUAUCCGCUAAGCCUUGCCGCAAGGUGAGAGAGACACUGGCUGCUGAGACUGGACUGACAGUGCGAGUUGUGCAGGUGUGGUUUCAAAACCAGAGGGCCAAGAUGAAAAAGAUAGCUCGUCGACAGCAGCAACAGCAGCAACAGCAGCAGGAACAAGAGCAGCUGGGAGGAACCAGGAGAGGACAAAGUAGAGGGGGCCGCCAGAGCAAUGAUGACAGUGAGGAUGGAUCCAGUACUCAUGGCAUGGAUGGGAUGCUGGGCUAUCCCUCUCUGCCACGUCAGCAGCUACUUGCUCUGGACCCUAACAUCUACGGUGGAGAACCGUUUCGACACGGGCUUACACCACCUCAGCUGGGCAGUGAGCAGCUCCACACCUAUGACUCAGAGACAGUGUUCCACGACCUGGACAGCGAUGGAAGCCUCGGUCACCUUGGUGACUGCCUCUUAGCAACAGGGGACGGCGGUCUCCUGCCAGGGCGAGUGGGAAACCCCAUUGAUCGUCUCUACUCCAUGCAGAACUCCUACUUCACCUCCUGACCCUUAUAAACUCUCACCCUUUCCCCUCCUGAUCCACCUUUCACCUCAGAGAUGCAGCUAAUGGAGUCUGUCUAUCAACAUGCCUGUGGGACCACUCUCCAUGAAACAGCCUACACCCAAACACACUUCUGAGCUUUUAUCACAGGCUAAGAUCAUCACAAAUCAGGCAUAGUCAAAAUAUCACUUUGCAGCAGAUUGCAUAAUGUUCCCACCAUCUUUCCUAGAUAAGAAUCACAUGCUGGAAAUACAGACACUGUAAUGUCCAAGAUAUGUUAAAGGACCUCAAUUUCUCUUGUUGUAUUUAUGUGAUGUUCAAUGAAACACAUUUCAUGGCACUUUCCAACAAAAAAACUGACAAACAAAAGACACUUAUCAAACAUAUUAAUAUGUAUAUCAUGAAUUACAGACUAAAAUUGGUUGUUGAACGUGAAUUCAUCAAUCAAGUUAUGUGUAUUUAGGAGUCUUUGCAGGUCUUAUGAGCAGCUGAGGGUCUAAGUUAAAUUAGUAUAUUGCAUAACUUCUUUUUGUUGACAGGACUAGUGAUUAAUUAUUGUGCGUGUAAGACUGCAGCGUAUACAAUACUGUAUAUGGAUUGGAGUACAAUUUUGCUCUCAGGUUAGUGUGUAUGUUUAUGUAACCUGAGCCAUAACUCAGGAUAUUGUGCUGGAUAGGCUUACGAUCUAAGUUGCCCAAUGAUUUCAAGAACAUAGAGCGUAAAGGAAGAAAGAGGAGGAAGAAACUCUCGAUAUAAAAUUAUCAUUUCAAACUACAUUUAGUUUUUGAUAAUGCAUGACAAAUGACAGAUAUAAUAUGGACCAAAAAAAAAAUCACAUUUUUUAGCAUUUAGACAACACUACAGGGUAAUUUGAAGAGCCUUAUGCGGAAACAGGGUUGUAUAAGUUAUUAUUGCUUUAGCUUUCCCUUUUCUUUUAUCACAUAAUCACUACACAGCACAGUAAAUGACAACCAAUAGAACUAUAAUGCCCAAAACUUAGGACACUAGGUACAUGAAGAUGUACUCCAAAUGUAAAUGUGAGUAUGACUGUGUUACAGUUAAUUGUUGUAGUCACUUUCUGUAAUUAUUUCUUUCUCAAACAUCUCAAAUUAGAUGUUGUUAGGUAGAUAUUUUGUACCUUCUUCUGUGAUAAUCAGCAAAUAUUUAAACUGUAGCAUGAUAUCUAUGUGUCACAAAGUAGGUCUUAAGAAAUAGCCUCCAAACUGAUGUUGGAUAGCAAGUGUUUUCUGAAAGCAUCAGGAUCCGGCUCACAAUGUGGCGCAGAAUAAAAUAGGAUUAGGGUGAUACCCGUUUCAUUUAGGUGCCUGUGAUCGGCUACAGCUUGUGACAUUCUUUUAUGACAUUAUGUUUGACUCUGAUCACUGACUCAUGGUAUUUCUACAGUGAUAUUUUUGUGAAUGUAACUUAUUUGUGUGGUAUUAGGCGAGAUCCUAUCUUACUUUUUUCGUUCAGUGACUGCCAGGUGAUGUGCUUUGAAUGUAAUGUUGCCGUAUCUUCAAUACAAACUGCGGUUUCAUCUUUGAA
This is a messenger RNA of Lates calcarifer (barramundi perch), 3266 nucleotides long. RefSeq names its product LIM homeobox transcription factor 1, alpha-like (gene lmx1al). Lineage: Eukaryota; Metazoa; Chordata; Actinopteri; Centropomidae. Gene Ontology annotation, biological process: regulation of transcription by RNA polymerase II; neuron differentiation. Gene Ontology annotation, molecular function: DNA-binding transcription factor activity, RNA polymerase II-specific; RNA polymerase II transcription regulatory region sequence-specific DNA binding. The record is from RefSeq and is a predicted model, not a curated record. Gene Ontology annotation, cellular component: nucleus.